This is a messenger RNA of Daldinia childiae, 582 nucleotides long. RefSeq lists its product as uncharacterized. NCBI's taxonomy places the organism in Eukaryota, Fungi, Ascomycota, Sordariomycetes, Xylariales, Hypoxylaceae. The transcript has 3 exons. The record is from RefSeq and is a predicted model, not a curated record. The coding region runs from base 1 to 582 and encodes 193 amino acids.
AUGGCGGGCAAAGUCAGUCUUGCAAACACGGAUGAUAUCCCUGAUCUCAUGGAGAUGUUCUGGGAAGCCUUCAGCGGACCGGGCGAGGUUGUGUUUCCCCAUACCGAGGCAGGACGAAAGUGGCUUCAGCGAAGUUUUGAUAACUUCCUAGGUCAGAAGUCUUACUACAGACCUGAAUCAAAGAUUGCAGUCGUCAGGAAUCUUAACAGUCAAAAUAUUACCGGCAACUCGUGGAAGACACGAUGGUCGCGAUGCGAGGACAUACCAGGGAUGAGCGAAGAGAAGCUUUCAGAAUUCUUUGAGCCUCUAGCGAAAGCACAUUAUCUGGUCGUAGGAAAGGAGGGCCAUGUCUUCAUCGAACUCGUCAUGACGAAGUCUAAUAGUCGAGGAAGAGGCUAUGCAUCAGCACUUAUGGGAUGGGCGACGAAGCUAGCUGAUAGCCUCGACAUACCUUGCUAUCUCGAUGCCGGAAUACGCGGUAUGGGCAUCUGUGACCGAUGCGGUUUCAAGGCGCAAGAUAUCGAGAUACGAUACGGCGGACCGCCGCCUUGCACGCCUAUGUUGAGAUCGAAAAAGCAGUAA